Molecule: messenger RNA, 1811 nt
Organism: Monascus purpureus
Lineage: Eukaryota; Fungi; Ascomycota; Eurotiomycetes; Eurotiales; Aspergillaceae
Source: the annotation of a GenBank genome assembly
AUGGUUGACCUGGAAGAGCUUAAUGCUAUGAUGUACAAUGUCGUAGCUUCUUUUGCUGGGCCUCAUACACUGGCAGAUAGCAUACAUGCCCCCCCCAGGACAGAGGCUGACUGGGUCUGGGUGUCUGGAUAUUCCGAGAAUUCCAUAGAGAGUGCUCCCACAGACAAAGCCCAGAGGGAGUGCAGUUCAUUUAAAUCUCCCAUCGUCCACGACCAGCCUUCUUCUUUUCAGGACGUAGCCCUCCAGACUGAAGCUGGCCCGAGCCCUGUCGCCCACAACAAUCCCCUCCGCUACAACGACAGCUCUUACGACACCUCCCCCAACGCGUCUCACCAUACCUCUCAUCUAUCUGGGCUCUGCAGUCAGAAGUCAGACAGGAUGUAUCGGGUUCACGACGUGGAUGAUACCACGGCCUUCUUGGCUGCUGCUCGUUCCCUGAGACUGGGUCGUUCCAAGUAUACCUCUGCUUCGUCGCCGACGGGCAACGCUGAUACUGAGGCUGGAACCAACGUAGACGCAGAUGCGGACGCGUUUGGAGACAGUACUGCCCCUGGUAAAGUAGCAACUGACACUGGCUUCGAUGCAAAGGAUAGCGAUGAUGUUGCUGCCGCUGGCGCAGUCAACCAGAAGGACGAUGGAUUUGGCGAGUGGGAUGUCGAGAAGCGCAAGUCCAGCACCGAUGAGCUUCUCGAAGACCCAGCCCAGGCUGCGAAUCAUACGGCUGCUGAAUGUGCGGCCGUCGAUCCUGUGGCCACUGAGUCUGUUUCUGGCCAAGUCGCAGUCGCAGUCACGUCUAAGGAUGCGCUCACCCUUGGAACGCCCUCUUCUGCGGUUAGCGCUGAGACAGCUGUAGCUGCCGGCGAGGAGAAUCGCGAGCAUCUCCUGACGUUUAAGAGUUGGGGCACUCCUGAAGUCCGUGACAAGCCAGCUGCACGCGUUAGACGUAUCAUUCUCAAGGGCAUCCCUUCUACCUUCAAUAACGCUAAGAUUCUCCGUUUUAUCCACGGGGGCGCCAUCGAGAGCAUCUCCGUUAUUCACGGCGACACCCACAUCCUGUUCUGCGAACCCGAAGCCUGCCAGGCCUUUUACGACAGGUACCCUAACGGCAUUUUUCUGGAUAAGGACAGGCGCAAUGUCGUCUUCGUCGAAAAGGGCCAGGAGGUUGAUAUCGUCGGUUCCCAGCUCAGCUUUAACCUUUCUGUUGGCGCUACUAGAGUUGUCCGUGCCGUUGGUGUCGAUAUGAAUAUCACCAUGGGCCAGCUUCUCAAGUUGGCCAUUCUCAACAACAGGAAGGUUGAAAAAAUAUUGGAUCAUUACACUCCUGGCGAAGCGCGCAAUGUCACUUUCCGCUUCUGCAGCAUCGACGACGCUGUCUGCUUCCGUUCCUUGAUCAUCCGUGAUGCUGACUGGGAGCAUUGUAACAUCCAGUACGCUAAAGAUCCCUGCGAGGCCACCGGUUUCCAUGCGGACUGAACAUAUCAAUUCUACUGCCAACCUGGCUACUCGACUACCAGAUGUAAUUGGACAUCUCUGACAGCAUGACCGAUGCUUGGCGUCAGGUACAGCUUGGGAUGCUAGGACUCUCGGUGCUUGCCGCGACAACUGCGGUAGAAUCGAUUCCGAGCUUUGCGUUAACGUUAACCAUUUCCCAGCGAGAGUAGAGGCGUGUACGUAUAGGCAUCCAUAAAUUAGGUAGUCUACAUGUACAGGCCUCAACUUUCCAGUCUUGGAAGUAUUACACAUUAAUAUCAGUAUCAAUUAACUAUGGACCGGUAGCUGUAUACUAUAAUACAAAAUAAAGUAGGAUGAGG